This is a messenger RNA of Chrysoperla carnea, 624 nucleotides long. RefSeq lists its product as uncharacterized. NCBI's taxonomy places the organism in Eukaryota, Metazoa, Arthropoda, Insecta, Neuroptera, Chrysopidae. The transcript has a single exon. The coding region runs from base 1 to 624 and encodes 207 amino acids. The record is from RefSeq and is a predicted model, not a curated record.
AUGAGAGCUCGAAUUUCAGGAAAUGAAAAAGCAUCACUAUUUGCGAAAAAAAUUCUACAAAUAGGAGAGGGCACCUUCCCAGUUGAUGAAAGUUCUGAUCAGAUUACCUUGUCGAAUGAGUUGUGUAAUUUAGUUAAAACACCCGAACUUAUAUACAAAAUUUAUCCAAAUAUACGCCAAAACUACGUCAAUUCAGAAUGGUUUUAUGAACGAUCCAUUUUAGCUACUAAAAAUGAAAUUGUAAAUAGUAUCAAUGAAACAAUUCAAGAUAUGAUACCUGGAGCAGUGAAAAUAUACUAUUCAAUUGACACAACGAUCAAUGAAAAUGAAAGUGUGAAUUUUCCAACGGAAUUUCUUAAUUCAUUGGAUAUUCCUGGAAUGCCGUUACACUGUCUUAAACUAAAAGUAGGCUCUCCGAUCAUUUUAUUACGAAAUCUCAAUUCACCACAGCUAUGUAAUGGUACAAGAUUAUGUGUUAAACAACUACAAAAUAAUGUUAUUAAGGCAAAAAUACUGACAGGAAAAGACAAAGUGAACACGGUAUUCAUUCCACGAAUCCCCUUAAUAUCAAACGAAAUGUCAAUUAAUUUUAAACGAUUACAAUUUCCCGUAAAAUUAGCCUAG